Culicoides brevitarsis is the source of this 1122-nucleotide messenger RNA. RefSeq names its product holocytochrome c-type synthase (gene Cchl). Gene Ontology annotation, biological process: cytochrome c-heme linkage. The transcript is spliced from 3 exons. Gene Ontology annotation, molecular function: holocytochrome-c synthase activity. Bases 156 to 995 code for a protein of 279 amino acids. The record is from RefSeq and is a predicted model, not a curated record. Gene Ontology annotation, cellular component: mitochondrion. NCBI's taxonomy places the organism in Eukaryota, Metazoa, Arthropoda, Insecta, Diptera, Ceratopogonidae.
GACGCACGAGAUGUGAAAAUUCGCUUAUUUGCCUCGUAAUUUGCGCAUUAUUGAAAUAAAUAACAACAAUUUACACCAAAAACCUUCGCAAAUUCACCGAUAGCAUUUACGUAAGUUCGAAUUUGCUUGACACCUCCUCGUAAAGGUAAGCAAAGAUGGGAAACUCAGUGUCGGCAGCUGAGCUCAUGGCCGAGCAUAUUGUUCGUCCAGCUACGGAAAAAAGUGCUCCAGCGGGACAUCAUGCAAAAUACGACAUGUCCGGUGAGCCACCUCCAGAAUGUCCCAUGCAUCGAGGCGGCGGUGCCAAAGCUGCAUCCAAAGAAAAACCCAUUCUCAUGGAUGGUGCAGAGAUAAAGGAUGGCAAAAGUGACGACAUAAAUCCGUAUAACAUGAUGCCACCGGCAAAUCAGAACCCAGCUCCCGGACAACCAUUCCCGCUUCCGAUCGAGCGGCAGGUGUCGUCGAUUCCCAAAGUGACGGAAGAUGGAAAGGCCGACUUUUGGGUGUAUCCUAGCCAACAAAUGUUCUGGAAUGCCAUGUUGCGGAAGGGAUGGCGCUGGGAAAAGGACGAAUUGAAGCCCGAAGACAUGGAUAAUAUUAUUAAGAUUCACAAUGCGAAUAACGAACAAGCUUGGCAGGAGGUACUUAAAUGGGAGGCAUUGCACUAUCACGAAUGUAACCUUCCGCGACUAAAGAGUUUCGGUGGUAAAGCUACACAAUACAGUCCAAGAGCGCGAUUCCGUGCACUGUUAGGAUAUGAACUUCCUUUUGAUCGUCACGAUUGGAUUGUUGAUCGAUGUGGUAAAGAUGUACGUUAUAUCAUCGAUUACUACGACGGAGGCAUGGUUGAUGAAAAAUACAAGUUUGCCAUAUUAGAUGUGAGGCCAGCCAUGGACUCGUUCGAUAACGUCUGGGAUCGCAUGAAGGUUUGUUAUAUGCGAUGGAAGUAUGAACUUUUGGGAAAGCUCCCCACUACUAAUCCAGGAAGUGAAUAAAUUAGAAUCAGCAUGCACAUCUAACUUUAGUCUAAUUUAUCACCGAAAAUCCCAAAAACAUUUGCUGAUCGUUUAUUUAAUAAUUUUAAAGUAAUAAAACAAUAAAUUAAAUAUCUACAGAACGUAA